UCUGGGUCACAGAGGGGUAUAAACAGGCCGCCAUAGUACACUGAUGCUCACGGUUUCUUGGUCUGACUCUCUGUGGAUGCUACAACUCCAUUUUUCUUUUUUUUAUCUCUUUUUUCCCCUGAUUGGAACCAAGCAUGACUUUCUACAGACAUUCAGGUCCCAGGAGUUACCUCACCUCCACCAUGACAGAUCGCUUCGACUGUUACUACUGCCGGGAUAACCUGCAUGGGAAGAAGUAUGUAAAGAAGGAUGAGAAGCAUGUGUGCACCAAGUGCUUUGACAAACUCUGUGCCAACACCUGUGCCGAGUGCCGGCGCCCGAUUGGAGCUGAUUCAAAGGAGCUGCACCAUAAGAACCGCUAUUGGCAUGAAGACUGUUUCCGCUGUGCCAAAUGCUACACGCCGCUGGCAAAUGAGCCUUUCAGCGCCCGAGAUGAUGGCAAGAUCAUGUGCGGCAAGUGUGGUGCCAGAGAGGACGGCAACCGCUGCCAGGGCUGCUACAAGGUGGUGAUGCCAGGAUCCCAGAACGUGGAGUAUAAGAACAAAGUGUGGCAUGAGGAAUGCUUCACCUGCUUUGAGUGCAAGCAGCCAAUCCGUACACAGAGUUUCCUUGCCAGGGGUGAUGACAUCUUCUGCGCUCCUUGCCAUGACAAGAAGUUUGCCAAGAAAUGCUAUAAGUGCAAGCAGCCUAUCACCUCUGGAGGGAUCAGCUACCAGGACCAUCCCUGGCACUCUGAGUGUUUUGUGUGCGAAACCUGCCGUAAACCGUUGGCGGGAACUCGAUUCACCGCUCACGAGGACCACGUUUAUUGCGUGGACUGCUACAAGACCGACGUGGCUAAGAAAUGCCACGGCUGCAAGAACCCAAUCACAGGGUUUGGCCAUGGCACCAACGUGGUGAACUAUGAAGGAUACUCCUGGCACGAGUACUGCUUCAGCUGCAAGAAAUGCUCCCUCUCCCUCGCCAAUAAGCGCUUCGUUAUCAACGCGGAGCAGAUUUACUGCCCCGACUGCGCUAAGAAGCUGUAAACAGAUACGCAAAACAUCUUUAUUCAUGAGGAAACCGCUUCAAUUGUAGUUUAUGACUAAAAUGAAUUUUUUCUGAAUAACAUGCUAGUCUCAAGGUUUCUGCAAACUGCUUCUGCACUAGAGCUUCCUGGCAACCAUGCAAACUGCAUCUAGACUCCGUCUGCAACACGGCAACAGAAUUUGUAUGAGAGGGUUUAAUUCUGAUGUUUUUAAGAUCAUCUGUUGCUUUGUAAGAAUGUCAGUGCCUUCUAGGAAUCGUUCCUGGAUGAAAUGCUUUUAUCCUGCCUGCUGUCUGAAAAUACUUGCUUUGAUUAAUAAUAUUGCUGGAUUUGAAAUAAAAAAGCUGGAUAAUAAACCAGUUGUAUUAUUAAAAGUUGAAGUUUAAAGGAAAUAAAAAACAUUAAACCCCC
This is a messenger RNA of Cyprinodon tularosa, 1438 nucleotides long. It is a transcript of the gene fhl1a, whose product is annotated as four and a half LIM domains 1a. The record is from RefSeq and is a predicted model, not a curated record. Gene Ontology annotation, molecular function: transmembrane transporter binding. The transcript is spliced from 6 exons. Gene Ontology annotation, biological process: muscle organ development. NCBI's taxonomy places the organism in Eukaryota, Metazoa, Chordata, Actinopteri, Cyprinodontiformes, Cyprinodontidae. Bases 135 to 1028 code for a protein of 297 amino acids.